GUCUGACCCUGUGGCCUGUGCCACUUGUACAUAAAUUAAAACUUUGUGCAAAUCGUGAUUGUUGGUGUGCAGAUAACAAGGGUUAUAGUUAUAGAUCGGGGGUCCAGGCUUGCAUAUUUUUGCGGUAUUAAAAACACCAGGCCUUUGGCGUCCUCUAUGCAUGUUUGGCCGGCCAUAACAACAACUAUCCCACAGUUUACGCUGUGACAACGACAACCUAAAUCUGGGCGAUUUCGGGGACUGACAUUGUGUUCAAAAAUGUAGAGUAUGUAAAGGAAAGGACGCCAUUAAAUAACUGUGGUCGUUUAUUGUACAUAUACAAGUCCAAAUUUAUCAAAACCGGAGCCAGAGUUGCCACAUUUAGAUAACAACUUAACUCGAGAGAAAUUAUAUUAAAGAGAAUAUCAACAUGCUAUGCAAUCCCUUUCGUGGGCGAUCAACGCGGUUUUGGAUUCCGAUAAUCAUCGCUGUUCAGCUGAUAUUCAAUCUGACGGUUUUGGUGAUUUAUUCCAGAAAUUCUACGGUCAUAAUUGAAAAAAAUGUUCAGAAAGAUCUUGCAACACCUUCGCGAAGUAGACAGCACAGUAAGCCCACCGAAGCGAUGCAGAAAGCAAGUCCGACUAAGAAAGCAAGUCCAACUACGAAAGCAAGUCCAACUACGAAAGCAAGUCCAACUAAGAAAGCAGAAAUCGACAUGGUAAACGAUUACCAGCCUUGGGUCGACUUUAAAUUCGUUUAUCCUGAAGUGCAGCCGGCUCUUGAAGGGUCGAAAGAUUUAUAUCUUGUGGUUCUUGUCAAUUCCGGUGCGAAAGGUGGCUUGUUUACACAGCGCAGGGCGAAGAUUCGUGAAACUUGGGCAAGCAAGAAGACUUGCGAAUAUUUCAUUGCCGCAAAUCAGACGCACGUGAGAGAUAAGAAAUGGAUUUUAGUUUUUGUACUAGGAAAAGUUGGCAACGAGGAAGAUGACAAAAGAAACAUUGAGGAAGCCAAGAAACACAAUGAUAUGUUGAUUGGUGACAUUGAUGAUAACUACUUGAAUAACAUUUUGAAAUUUUACAUGGGACAGCUCUGGGCUUCUUUGCAUGGUGCAAAAUAUACUCUUAAAACAGACGACGAUGUUUAUGUGCGAAUACCUAAAAUUAUCGAGUACCUCGUUUCACAGGGGUCACCCCCUCGCUUCUAUGGUGGCGAGACAUACCCCAAUACUGCAGUAGCCCGGUGGGCUGGGGGUAAGUGGAGCAUCAGCAAGAAGUACUUUGAUGAACCUGUCUUCCCCCCAUUCAAUGCAGGAGCUUUCAUAUUAAUGUCCACAGACUUGUUGGAUAGUCUAUUUCAUUAUGUCCACAUACGAAAACCCUUUCACACAGAUGAUGCAUAUGUAGGGGUAGCUAUGAGGCAUUUUAAGGUGAAAGUGAUUCACAUAUUGUCUUUUGAUAUCAAGAACCACAUGGCUGCACUGAUCCGUUCAAAGAACAACUGUGAAAUUUUGAAACUUAUUGCUUAUGGUCACGAUGUGAAAAUUUAUGCAAUGGAUCAUCUUCAUAAAAGGGUGGAAGAUUUAUGCCAUAAGAAAAUCACAGUGAAAAAUUGUUAAGCCUUUUUAUUCUUAGUGGCAUGGCCGUAGGAACCACGGGGGCAGGGGAGGCUUGAUCCCCCCUAACGUUUAGAAGCAGAGGGCUAAGCCCCAGAAAAAAUUCAUGAGUGCUCAUUUAUCAUUCAAAUUAUGUUGCUUAUAAUGAAUAUUUUAUUGUAAAAUUUAAGUAAAUAUUACCUCGAAAAUGCAGGAAAAUGUGCUUUAGAGAGUUGAGAAUCUAAAAAUUUUUCAGGGACCCACCUAAAACGAUAAGCCCCCGGACCAGGGGACCCACCUAAAACGAUAAGCCUCCAGACCCACCUAAGACGAUAAGCCCCCCUAACUUCAAGUAGCAUAGGUAGCCUAUUUCAAUUUAAUAUCCCUUUCCCCUAGAUUUUCUUUGCAUCAGUUGCAAAUGCACAGAUAAAAAAUAUAAGCAUGGUUAACACUUUUUGUGAGAGUCUGGGAUUCCCUUUGUCUGAGGUCACUGAAAUAUCACAAUAUUCUUUGAUAUUAUUAUAUUCAUUAUUCCUGAUUCUCAGGAGCCAGUCUGAAUUAGGCCUUAAAUGUUGAUCAUAGAAGUCAUAAUACUGUCAUACUGAGGAAUAAUUUCUUAAUGAGGUGAAUAUUGGAAAGUUUACUGUUGCUGGAAAUUUAAAUCUAUGGGCUAAUGAGUUUCACAAUUUUAUUUAUUAUUACUAAUUUAAUUAAAGACAUAUUUAUAUUUUUAAAGAAAUAGUAAGGUUUAGUAAGUUGUACCGUGUAGUAGGUGUAGUAGUUGUACGUAUAAUUAAGCAAUACAUGGAUCAUUGAGGUAUAAAAUACA
Molecule: messenger RNA, 2399 nt
Organism: Dendronephthya gigantea
Lineage: Eukaryota; Metazoa; Cnidaria; Anthozoa; Malacalcyonacea; Nephtheidae
Product: beta-1,3-galactosyltransferase 5-like
Exons: 1
Coding region: 410-1594 (394 amino acids)
Cellular component (GO): membrane
Molecular function (GO): hexosyltransferase activity
Source: RefSeq, a predicted model, not a curated record